Messenger RNA from Ostreobium quekettii, 789 nucleotides. NCBI's taxonomy places the organism in Eukaryota, Viridiplantae, Chlorophyta, Ulvophyceae, Bryopsidales, Ostreobiaceae. The record is from the annotation of a GenBank genome assembly.
AUGCCUCCUUCGCCAGAGGAUUUUCAGUAUGAGAUGAACAUAGUGCUGAGCGAAUCUGUUGAACCAUUGCUUGAAGAGUCGAUGAGCCAGUGGAGGGUCUUUGGGUGCCAACGCCCACGAGAACCGCCAUAUUUUUAUGAAGAUGGUCUCCUGCUAGAGAUGAAUCUUGUUGCUGGAGUAUUUGAGUGUGGCAGCUCCUGCGGCAAAGAGUGUGCCUCGAAUCGCGUCGUUGCAAAGGGCAUAUGCUACCCUCUGGAGAUUUUCUACACGGGCAAGAGCAAAGGGUGGGGCGUCAGGUGCAGUGCGGACAUCCCUGCAGGGGCCUUUGUGUGCAAGUACACAGGGGAGCUGCGCACCGACGUUGAAGCCGAGGAGAUGGAAAAUGAUGAGUACUUGUUCGAUUUAUCAAACUUCAUAAAAAUGAGGAAAAAGUAUUUGAAGGGCACUCUGGACACGGGGGAUGAGAUUGUUCCUUUGCCUUUCUCUGAUGAUGAAUUGCGGAAGGAUGACUACCAUGGCCGAUAUCUAGUUAUCGACGGUCGUUGUAAAGGCAAUGUUUCGCGCUUCAUUAACCAUGCCUGUGGCGAGAAGAUCAAUCUCGUCGGCCAACCCGUGCUGACGCCACCCUUUUCCAAUGGUCUGUUCUACGACAUUGCAUUCUUUGCGAUUCGUCACAUACCCGCCUACGAAGAGCUCACCUACGAUUAUGGCUACUUGAAGGGGGACGUCAAUAACCGGCAGUUGGAAUGUCAUUGCGGGGCAAGAGACUGCAAGAAAUGGCUUCUCUAG